GACCGGAGCGGCUCGGAGCCCGCGGCCCCCCCGCUCCGGUCCCGCUCCGGUUUCCCCGCCCGGCGGCUUUACCCGGGACCCUCUGCCGGGCUGACGCCGAGCUCUUCCGUAACGCCAUUUUGACUGCAGCCCGCGGCACGCGCUGCCCGGGCCGGCGGCUCCCUCCCGCCGCCAUGAAAACACCGAGUCGGUCCGAAAUCACCGCCGAAGCCCCGCAGGCAGCGAGCCCGUCCCCCCGCACCGAGCCGCAGCGACACGGCCCCGGCCAACACCGCGCCGACACCCCGCAACCUUAUUACCAUGAGCCGGGAGGUUAGCAUGCUAGCCGCCUGCCCUGCCCCGCUAGCAUCCCGGCUAACACACCGCGGCGCCGGGCUGGAGCUGCUCGGGUGGCGGCCGGAGGGGCAGCUCGCUCCCCGGCCGCGGGGCUCCUGUCUCCGGCCGGGACCCGCGGCGCAGUCGGUGUGCAAACGGAGCGGAAGCCGGCAGGUGGCGGUGAGAGGCUCCGGGAGGCUCCGGGAGGCUAACCGUUAGCCUGCCGUCCGCUCGCGGCUCACCGUUUGUUUGGGAAUGGCAACGCGCGUGCACACGCACCGGUGCGUGUGCCCGCGGUAGCCAGCAACAUGAACUCCUGGCGGCGGAGAGCACGGAGGGACGCAGCUGCCCUGCCGCAGCCGCCGAGCAAGGCACUGACACAGCAGCCUGAUGGCGGAGACAGUGAAGUACGUUGAUGAUGAGCAUAAGAGCAUCUUCCUGAAGCUGCUGAACGAGCAGCGUCUGGAGGGCGAGCACUGCGACAUCGCCGUGGUCGUCGAGGACGUCAAGUUCCGCGCUCACCGCUGCGUGCUCGCCGCCUGCUCCAACUACUUCAAGAAGCUCUUCAAGAAACACGAGGUGGAUAACUCCUCGGUCAUAGAGAUAGACUUCAUCCGUUCAGACAUCUUCGAGGAGGUGCUGAACUACAUGUACACGGCCAAGAUCUCCGUCAAGAAGAGAGACGUCAACCUGAUGAUGUCAUCAGGCCAGAUCCUGGGCAUCCGCUUCCUGGACAAGCUCUGCUCACAGAAACGUGAUGUGUCGUCGGAGGAGAAAGAAAAGUUUCCAUACGACAUCGUGAAGAUGGCCCUGCCACCGGACGCCCAGCUGGCUGCAGACAGCGAGGUGCAGGUGCUCGGUGAACACGAAGACCCGCCCACCACUGAUGACCUUGUGGAGGUUUCAGCCAAUCAGGAGCUAGAUAAGUCUCCCAGUGCAGCGCUGCGUGUGCAAGAAGCCAUCCUGAAAGAACUGACCAAUGAGGACGUCCACAAGGUGACCUGCUAUGACCAAGACGUUGUGUCUGAGAUGGAGGCGGAGCCUAAAGACCUGGGGGCGGGGCAUCACGCCACCCAGACGCUGUCGUUCGCAGACAGCAUGGGGGAGGUGAAGGACGAGCAGCCGCCCGGCUGGUCGACGGCGACCACAGACAUGAAGUUUGAGUAUUUACUGUACGGGCACCGGGAGCAGCUGGCCUGCCAGGUGUGCGGCAAGAGCUUCCUGGACGAGAACAGACUCAGGAAACACGAGAAGCUUCACUCUGCAGAGCGUCCGUUUGUCUGUGAGAUCUGCAGCAAAGCCUUCACCACACACGCUCACCUGAAAGAGCACCUGAAGAUCCACACGGGCUUCAAGCCUUAUCGCUGUGACGCCUGUGGGAAGUCGUUCAUCCGAGCGCCCGACCUGAAGAAGCACGAGCGUGUGCACAGCAACGAGCGGCCCUUCGCCUGCCAGAUGUGUGACAAGGCGUUCAAACACAAGUCUCACCUGAAGGAUCAUGAGAGGAGACAUCGAGGAGAGAAGCCGUUCGUCUGUUCGUCCUGUACCAAGGCCUUCGCCAAGGCGUCUGACCUGAAGCGCCAUGAGAACAACAUGCACAGCGACAGGAAGCAGCUGAAUCCUCUGCAGAGCGACACGGAGACGCUGCAGGCCGCCGCCAUGGCAGCCGAGGAGCAGCAGCUGGAGAACAUGAGCUGCUCCUAACAGCGCCGCCUCCCUCCUCGCCGCCUGCGGAGGAGCCGUGGAGGAGCCGCGGCCCGGCCGCCGUCGGUCCAAACACGCGGACCGGACCGGACCGGACCGGAUGAGACCGGAACUGAAAGUGAACUGAAGGUGUUUUCUCCUCCUGCAGACCGACGCUCUGACGAGUCCUCCUGAUGAGGAGCGAUGGAAAGUGACCCUGAUUAGCUCCUCCUCUCUGUACAGUUUAAAAUAUCGGGGCGGUGCCGCUCCUCCGUACCUUCGUUUGUUUCGAUGCCGUGCCGUCAGUCUUUUGUAAAAGUAGCCGUGACUUUUUUCAAAUGGGGAGAUUUACUUUGAACCAAACUGUAAUGAAAACAUAUUUUGAAGCUGCUGGUUUGUCUGUGUGUGUGGGUGUGUGUGUGUGUGUGUGUGGGCGUGUGUGGGUGUGUGUGUGUGGGAUCAACUGGUAUUGAUUUUUCAGGGGCCGAUUUGAUGCUGAUUAUUUGUGAUCCAGGACACCAUUAAUGUUCAUUUGUAGUAUAUUUGAAAAUUGCAGUGUUAAAAUUUACAGUUUUACAAACACCAACACAAAUCUUGUUUAAUUAACAUUAAUAUGUUAGUUAAAAAUACAAGGAAAUUACCAGAAAAUUAGAUGGAAAAAAAUAACCUGGAAAUUGAAAAAAUACAAGAAAGCUAUAUUUGUAACGAUUAAAAUGAGAUAUUUAAAGGUCA
Messenger RNA from Myripristis murdjan (pinecone soldierfish), 2730 nucleotides. It is a transcript of the gene zbtb14, whose product is annotated as zinc finger and BTB domain containing 14. NCBI's taxonomy places the organism in Eukaryota, Metazoa, Chordata, Actinopteri, Holocentriformes, Holocentridae. Gene Ontology annotation, biological process: regulation of transcription by RNA polymerase II. The record is from RefSeq and is a predicted model, not a curated record. The transcript is spliced from 10 exons. The coding region runs from base 706 to 2019 and encodes 437 amino acids. Gene Ontology annotation, molecular function: RNA polymerase II cis-regulatory region sequence-specific DNA binding; protein binding; DNA-binding transcription factor activity, RNA polymerase II-specific.